This is a messenger RNA of Alnus glutinosa, 1846 nucleotides long. Its product is annotated as benzaldehyde dehydrogenase, mitochondrial-like. The record is from RefSeq and is a predicted model, not a curated record. Lineage: Eukaryota; Viridiplantae; Streptophyta; Magnoliopsida; Fagales; Betulaceae. Gene Ontology annotation, molecular function: aldehyde dehydrogenase (NAD+) activity. The coding region runs from base 135 to 1736 and encodes 533 amino acids. The transcript has 11 exons.
GACGAGUAGCUAUCCUCUAUAUCUAUGCUUGUAGGAAGACGGAGCACCUUGAGAUGAUCGAAAUCUAGUGAAGUCAGAGAGUGAAAGGAGAAAACAGAGAAUUCCUAGAAAACUUCAAAGAGUUUGUAGUACUCAUGGCCACUCAAAAGCUCUCCUCUCUGCUCUCUGUUUCCUCUUCUACUUCUCUACGCUCUUUGGGUCGUUGUUUUAGCUGGGGAAGAGGCAUCAGUAGGUUUAGUACCUCUGUUGCAAUUGAGGAACCAAUAACUCCACCUGUUCAAAUAGAUCAUACUCAACUUCUCAUAAAUGGACAAUUUGUUGAUGCUGUGUCAGGAAAAACUUUUCCAACCCUGGAUCCCAGGACAGGAGAGGUGAUUACCCAUGUUUCUGAAGGUGACUCUGAAGAUGUAAACCGCGCUGUCUCGGCUGCUCGCAAGGCAUUUGAUGAGGGACCAUGGCCAAAGAUGACUCCUUAUGAAAGAUCACGUAUAAUAUUUCGCUUUGCUGAUUUACUGGAAAAGCACAGUGAUGAAGUUGCAGCACUGGAAACUUGGGAUAAUGGGAAGCCUUAUGAACAGUCUGCAAAUGUUGAAAUCCCAAUGGUCAUACGCAUAUUUCGAUAUUAUGCUGGUUGGGCAGAUAAGAUUCAUGGACUCACAGUUCAAGCUGAUGGGCCUUACCAUGUCCAGACCCUGCAUGAACCCAUUGGUGUCGCAGGGCAGAUUGUUCCAUGGAAUUUUCCUCUUCUGAUUUAUGCUUGGAAGGUUGGGCCUGCUUUAGCAUGCGGUAACACAAUAAUACUGAAGACUUCAGAGCAAACACCUUUGUCUGCUAUUUUUGUGUCAAAGCUACUUCUUGAGGCUGGACUUCCUCCUGGUGUUUUAAAUUUGAUCUCUGGCUUCGGUCCAGUUGUUGGUGCGGCUAUUUGCAGUCAUAUGGAUGUUGACAAGCUUUCUUUCACGGGGUCAACCAACACUGGUAAGAUCGUACUUGAGCUGGCUUCAAAAAGCAAUCUGAAGCCAGUGACUUUGGAGCUUGGAGGAAAAUCUCCUAUCAUUGUGUGUGAGGAUGCUGACAUUGAUCUGGCUGUUGAGCACUCACACUCUGCUGUGUUCUUCAAUCAGGGCCAGUGUUGCUGUGCAGGAUCUCGCACUUUUGUGCAUGAACGUGUAUAUGAUGAAUUUGUAGAGAAAGCAAAAGCACGAGCUUUGAAACGUGUAGUUGGAGAUCCUUUCAAGAAGGGGGUUGAACAAGGUCCUCAGAUCGAUGCUGUGCAAUUUAAAAGGAUCCUCGAGUACAUUAGGUCAGGCAUUGAUAGUGGUGCUACUCUUGAAUCUGGAGGUGAAAGUGUUGGCCCCAAGGGCUAUUAUAUUCAGCCCACUGUCUUCUCAAAUGUUCAGGAUGACAUGUUGAUCGCGAAGGAUGAGAUCUUUGGCCCAGUUCAGUCCAUCUUAAAAUUCCAGAGUCUUGAUGAGGUGAUUCGAAGGGCGAACACAACUCAAUAUGGGCUGGCUGCCGGAGUUUUUACGAAGAACGUUAACACCGCCAACACCUUGACUCGUGCAUUGCGAGCUGGGACAAUCUGGAUUAACUGCUAUUUAGUUUUUGAUGCUGCAAUACCUUUUGGUGGGUACAAGAUGAGUGGGCAUGGAAGAGUGAAGGGGAUUUACAGCCUCAGUAACUAUUUGCAAGUUAAGGCUGUUGUUACUCCUUUGGAGAAUCCAGCAUGGUUGUAAUUUCUAGAUAUGAGUGAAGAAUUAUAGUAUUAUCAUACUUUGCUUACAGCUUGUAUGUUAUGUGACAAGUUUUGAUAAUCCAGGUCAGGCUCUUCAUUGUUAAAAUUCAA